This is a messenger RNA of Venustampulla echinocandica, 1680 nucleotides long. RefSeq names its product Ribosomal protein L32e. The coding region runs from base 1 to 1680 and encodes 559 amino acids. Gene Ontology annotation, biological process: protein refolding; translation; response to heat. The record is from RefSeq and is a predicted model, not a curated record. Gene Ontology annotation, cellular component: ribosome; cytoplasm. The transcript is spliced from 9 exons. Lineage: Eukaryota; Fungi; Ascomycota; Leotiomycetes; Helotiales; Pleuroascaceae. Gene Ontology annotation, molecular function: ATP binding; structural constituent of ribosome; Hsp70 protein binding.
AUGGCUUCCAACGGAACAACUGAAGAGAUCGAUCUCUAUGAGGUCCUCAGUAUCUCCAAGACUGCCACCAAAUCUGAAAUCAAAAAAGCCUACCACAAGGCAGCCUUACAACACCAUCCCGAUAAAGUUGCAGAAGAUCAGAGAGAAGAGUCUGAAUUAAAGUUUAAAAGCGUUAGCCAGGCAUACGAGAUUCUCCACGAUGAGGAGAAGCGACAUCUUUACGAUACCCAUGGCAUGGGCGCUUUCGACCCUAGUCGAGGGGGCGGCAUGGGUGGCGGAGUCGACUUGGAUGACAUUCUAGCUCAAAUGUUUGGCAUGGGCGGCGGCAUGGGCGGUGGUAUGCCAUUUGGAGGAGAAGGUGGCUUGCCAAAGCGACCACGAAGAGGACGCGACGAAGAACAAAAGUACGAAGUUACCCUGGAAGAGCUCUAUAAAGGAAAGACGGUCAAGUUUGCGAGCACCAAGAACAUCAUUUGCAGCCAUUGCAAGGGGACCGGAGGAAAAGAGAAAGCCAAACCACAAACAUGCGAGAGAUGUAAGGGAAAUGGUGUUACGGUCGGACUUCGUCAGGUCGGCCCGGGGCUCGUCACUCAAGAGAGGAAUAUUUGCGAUUCUUGCACGGGAACUGGGAAGAUCUUCAAGGAGAAGGAUAGGUGCAAGAAAUGUAAAGGGAAGCGUACAACCUCGGAAAAGAAGGUCUUGGAGAUCUACAUCCCGCGAGGCGCCCGGGAAGGAGAACGAAUCACUCUUGAGGGGGAGGCAGACCAAGUACCCGAUCAAAUACCUGGAGAUAUUGUUUUCACACUGGUGGAAGAGGAUCAUGAUGUUUUCCAAAGAGCUGGAGACGAUCUCUCCGCAGACCUUCACAUUACCCUCGCUGAGGCCUUGACCGGCUUCUCUAGGGUAGUUCUAAAGCACCUUGACGGCCGUGGUAUCCAGAUGACCCACCCUCAAGGCAAGGUGCUGAAGCCAGGCCAAGUUCUGAUUGUUCCUGGUGAGGGAAUGCCACUAAAGAAGACUGAUAUGAAAGGAGACCUGUAUCUCAUGGUCAAAGUCGAAUUUCCUGAACAUGGCUGGACUGAAGAUCCGGCUGCGUUUGCUAGUCUUCAGAAAUGUCUUCCAAAGCCUGAGCCACCGAUUGAGGCCACCGAAACCGACGAGGUCGAGUUUAAUUCGGACGCAGAUAUCGAAGAUUUCGGCGCAAAUUCGGGUGAUCCACGAGCUGGUGGCGCGUGGGAGGAUGACGAUGAUGAAGAAGGUGCGCAGGCACAAAACGACGACAAGAUGGUUUCUGCAAAGAAGCAUAUUCCUAUCGUGAAGAAGCGCACCAAGCGCUUCAACAGACAUCAGAGCGAUAGAUUCAAAUGUGUCGACCCAUCAUGGAGAAAGCCAAAGGGUAUUGACAACCGUGUCCGAAGACGGUUCAAGGGACAAAUGGUCAUGCCAUCGAUUGGUUUCGGAGCAAACAGGAAGACCCGCCACAUGAUGCCAUCUGGCCACAAGGCCUUCUUGGUCAACAACAUCCAAGAUGUCGAUCUCCUCCUCAUGCACAACAAGACCUUCGCCGCAGAGAUUGGCCACGCCGUUUCGUCGAGGAAGAGAAUUACCAUCAUUGAGCGGGCUAAGCAACUGGGUGUCAAGGUUACGAACCCCAAGGCCAGAGUUACAACCGAGGUCUAA